AGCGCCGAGAAAGUAAGUCUGUGUUUCCAGCUGACUACUCGCUCUCUCUCAGUGUGUGCGUAUGUGUGUGUGUGUGUGUGUGUUGUCAUUAUUAUUAUCCAGUCUGCUCCCAGCUCAGAAUGGCCAGAUUCACUCAGACUGAGACAAGAAGGGAGCAGCACCCACAGCCGCCCCAUCCCGCUUACUCCAGCCUGCUUUUCACUGGACCCGGGGCAGCACCGACCCAACAUCCACUCCUCUUAAUCCCGCACCAGCACCAGUACGCUCAGAUCCCAUUUCCUAAACCCAUGAACGGGUCAGAAUCCAUCUCCAUUCAUCCGGAGAACGGCACCAUGAAAGACCAAGAUGCCAUAAAACUCUUUAUCGGGCAAAUACCGCGGAACCUCGAGGAAAAAGACCUGAAACCAUUAUUCGAACAGUUUGGGAAAAUCCACGAAUUGACAGUAUUAAAGGACCGAUACACCGGCAUGCACAAAGGCUGCGCGUUCCUCACCUACUGCGCCCGCGAGUCGGCCAUCAAAGCCCAGAACGCCCUCCACGAACAGAAGACACUGCCGGGGAUGUUUCACCAAACCUCCCCGUCCCGUGAGGUCCCUCAUCGCUUAUUUUAAGUCUAUUUCAGGUUGUAGCCGGACUGGGGAGCUGCCGUCUGUGGGAUUCGUGAGUCAUGUGACGAUGUGAUCUGGGUUAGCCAGUGUGUGCGUGAGUUGUAGUGGUUGUACUUUGGGCACAUCGCUCUCUCUCUUGGGUCUUGUCUGAAGGAGUCUGGCUUCAGGACAGGAGGAAUGAGGGCUGAACGAGGGCCCCGGUGAAGACCCACAUCUCCCGCCUGCCAAUCUAUCUUCCUGUCCCCUCGGCUGCCGUGUGAGUGCAGGUGCGGCCCGGAGAGCUCUUAGCUAGAGACAAAGGGAGGGGAGGAUGCCGGAAAGACAAAUAGUGGCCAGUCUCUUCUGAAGGUUUUUAGAGGCUGGAGACGGGACGUCGGAAAAGACGAAGUGGCGCGGCGAAGCGGGGUCAUUUUUUGGGUUAGGCUCAGGCUUGAAGUUACUGUGUGGCUGUUGAAAUGAUUGUGGAUGAUUUUACAUAUUAGCUCAGCUAUUUCUCUGUUAGCCAAUAAAAUCCCUAACGGGAUCGAUACACAGAUUAUUAGCACAUUAUUACAUUACGGUCAAUCAGUCGUUAAUGAGGAAAUAAAAUAAAACAGAAUACAUUAACUUUGUAAAUGACGUUAAACUAAAUUAUUCAUUUGAAUUCAUUUCAUUUUUAACUUUUUAAUGUUAACUGCAUUUGUGUGCAAAUAUAUUUGCGCAUAUAACGCAUAAUUGAAAUGAAAUAUUUA
Molecule: messenger RNA, 1339 nt
Organism: Puntigrus tetrazona (Sumatra barb)
Lineage: Eukaryota; Metazoa; Chordata; Actinopteri; Cypriniformes; Cyprinidae
Exons: 4
Coding region: 120-611 (163 amino acids)
Molecular function (GO): RNA binding
Source: RefSeq, a predicted model, not a curated record